Molecule: messenger RNA, 993 nt
Organism: Prunus armeniaca (apricot)
Lineage: Eukaryota; Viridiplantae; Streptophyta; Magnoliopsida; Rosales; Rosaceae
Source: the annotation of a GenBank genome assembly
AUGGAUGAAGGAGAAAGUAUAGAACUUGCAAACGGUGAGUUCAUCCUUGAGAACAUCUUGGACGAGAAUAUUUCUCUGGCCACCAUAAUCAAAGUUGGUGAUGAACUUCAGUGGCCCCUGACAAAAGAUGAGCCUGUUGUAAAGCUUGAUGCUUUGCACUAUCUCUUCUCUUUGCCCAUGCAUGGUGGUGAUCCUCUGAGCUAUGGUGUCACUUUUCCAGCGCAGUAUGAAAGCAAUUUGGGCUUUCUGGAUUCGUUUUUGAAGGAGCACUCUUGCUUUAGUGGCUUGAGCACAUCCACCAAAACUAACAAAGGUGUUGAUUGGAAGGAGUAUGCUCCAAGAAUGGAUGACUACAAUAAUGUGUUGGCAAAAGCAAUUGCAGGAGGGACUGGCCAGAUUGUCAAGGGGAUCUUCAUGUGUAGCAAUGGUUACACCAAUCAGCUUCAAAAGGGAGGGGAAGUGACAUUGGCUCGUCCUGCUGAGGAGAAAAGUUAUGUCAAAGAACAAGGAAGUAAUAGCAGCAAAAAUUCUGGUGCCAAAAAGAAGAGUGAAAUCAACAAGAGCUUGAAACGCGUGAGAAAGUUGUCAAUGAUGACUUCAAAGCUCAGCAAAUCUAUGCUUGAUGGGGUUGGCAUUGCGACCGGAUCAGUGAUGAGACCUGUGGUUAAAUCCCAGGCAGGGAAGGCAUUCUUUGCCAUGGUUCCAGGACAGGUCCUCUUGGCUUCCCUUGAUGCCGUCAAUAAGAUUUUGGAUGCAGCUGAAGUUGCAGAGAAGCAAGCUCUUUCUGCUACCUCUGGUGCUGCUACUAGAAUGGUCAGCAACAGGUUUGGGGAAAGUGCAGGGGAGGCAACUGAGCAUGUGUUUGCAACAGCAGGGCAUUGUGCAAACACUGCUUGGAACAUCUUCAAAAUAAGAAAGGCCAUCAAUCCAGCAUCAUCUGUCUCUACAGGAGUAUUGAAGAAUACUGCCAAAAGCAGAAGCAGAAGUUCUUAA